Phyllopteryx taeniolatus (common seadragon) is the source of this 1185-nucleotide messenger RNA. RefSeq names its product hornerin-like. The transcript has 3 exons. The record is from RefSeq and is a predicted model, not a curated record. The coding region runs from base 52 to 1170 and encodes 372 amino acids. Lineage: Eukaryota; Metazoa; Chordata; Actinopteri; Syngnathiformes; Syngnathidae.
CUGCUAUAAAAGCUCCUCGAGUCAGUCCUCUUAACAACUGUCACUGAAGUGAUGGCUGUUGUUUGGCUCGUGGUUGUUUUGGUGCAUGCCGUCUUGAUGGAUAAAGGCCUUUGUUUUACAGCUGGGGUUAAACAAGGUCCAUCCAAUGCUCUGGUUCAAAAAGGUGUUCCAGGACAAAUGGGACUUGAUGACGAUGUGAGCGACAAUGUGAAGAACGACUUCUUCGGCCACAACAUGAGCGGCAAGGGCCAACAGAACGACUCCUACAGCCACAAGAGCGGCAAGGGCCAAAAGAACGACUCCUUCAGCCACGACCAGCCGAGCCAUAACAUGAGCGGCAAGGGCCAAAAGAACGACGCCUUCAGCCACGACCAGCCGAGCCACAACAUGAGUGCCAAGGGCCAAAAGAACGACGCCUUCAGCCACGACCAGCCGAGCCAAAACAUGAGCGGCAAGGGCCAAAAGAAUGACACCUUCAGCCACGACCAGCCGAGCCACAACAUGAGCGGCAAGGGCCAACAGAACGACUCCUUCAGCCACGACCAGCCGAGCCACAACAUGAGCGGCAAGGGCCAAAAGAAUGACUCCUUCAGCCACGACCAGCCGAGCCACAACAUGAGCGGCAAGGGCCAACAGAACGACUACUUCAGCCACGACCAGCCGAGCCACAACAUGAGCGGCAAGGGCCAAAAGAACGACGCCUUCAGCCACGACCAGCCGAGCCACAACAAAGGCGGCAAGGGCCAAAAGAAUGACGCCUUCAGCCACGACCAGCCGAGCCACAUGAGCGGCAAGGGCCAACAGAACGACGCCUUCAGCCACGGCCCGCCGAGCCACAACGUGAGCGGCAAGGGCCAAAAGAACAACGCCUUCAGCCACGACCAGCCGAGCCACAACAUGAGCGGCAAGGGCCAAAAGAACGACGCCUUCAGCCACGACCAGCCGAGCCACAACAUGAGCGGCAAGGGCCAACAGAACCACUACUUCAGCCACGACCAGCCGAGCCACAAUAUGAGCGGCAAGGGCCAACAGAACGACGCCUUCAGCCACGACCAGCCGAGCCACAACAUGAGCGGCAAGAGCCAAAAGAACGACGCCUUCAGCCACGACCAGCUGAGCCGCAACAUGAGCGGCAAGGGCCAACAGAACGACUCCUUCAGCCACGACUAGCCGAGCCACAACAUG